AUGUCUUCAAAGGAGAUCAACAAUGACGACACAGAUCCUGGCUUAAUUUCUCCCAAGUUAACCAUUGUAAUAGGGGACACUAGUUUCCUUGAAGAGAAGACUCUACUUGUACAAAGCUGUGACUAUUUUCAAGCUUUGUAUCGCUCUGGAAUGAAAGAGUGCUACCAAGAAGAAAUCCACAUCCACUGUCUUCAAGCUCGGGGAUUUGUAAUUGCAUUAUCUGUUUUACGAGGAGAUCAACCAGUUUUGGAUGCAGAUGACAUCAUUGAGGCCAUAGAGUGUGCUUCGUUCCUUCAAGUUUCUCCACUAACUAAACAUCUUUCUAAUAUUAUUGACUCUGACAACUGCUUGCUAAUGUACCACACAGCUGCCACAUAUGGUUUGAUGGAGGUUUACUACAAGUCGGCACAAUUCAUAAGAAACAUGUACAAUGAUUUUGAGCUAGAGGUGAAAAAAACUUUGCCAGUUGAGCUAGUGUCUUAUAUUGAAUCGUUAACUCCUAGUACUUUCGUUGCUGUAGGGGCUCACGUAACUUGCACAGAUGGCAAAACAAUCCAUGCUGCAUCUAGGACAAUUUGUUAUCUUGAUGAAAAUGCUAAUAGCUGGGAAGUACUGACAGAUCUUCCAUUAGCCGCUAGCACGUCGUUAGCUGGCGUUACUGUUUUGGAUAACAUGCUUUACAUUGUAGGAGGAAUACAUGGAGUUCACAAAGAAGUUGCUGAUGUUUCUUUUUGUUUCGAUGUUUCAAAGAACACCUGGACCAAGAUUGCAAGCCCAAACCAGUUGCGGUAUAACUUCAGCCUUAUUGGACUCGACGGACUACUUUAUGCCAUUGGUGGAGAGUAUAAUCGAGUUGCAAUGUCAUCAGUAGAAAGUUACAAUGUUAAGAAAAAUACAUGGGAAUUUGUGGCCCAUUUGCCUCGUCCUGGAGCAGGAGUAGCAUGCACCAAAGCUUUAGGUUGGAUUUUUGUUUGUCUAUGGAAGCCAGUGGAGACUACAGAGAUCUAUAAGUACAUCCCAAACAAGGAUAAGUGGUGUAUAGUUACAACGCUAAUCAGGAAGCAAAGUUACGGUCACUGCAUGGUUGGACACAGGGAUAAUUUGUAUGUGAUGAGAAACGGGCCGUCAGAUGACUUUUUGAGAUGUUUAAUGGAGUGCUACAAUCUUACAACAGGACAGUGGACGACAUUGCCGGGACACUAUGCUAACAGCAAAGGGUCAUUAUUCACAGCUGUAGUAAGAGGAGACUCGGUGUUGACACUUAACAGGAGUAUGACGCAGGAGUAUGUUGUAGACAAAAAAACAUGGAAGCCCAGGCGACAGAUGAAAGGUUUUCCAAGAAGUGGAUCAGUUUGGACGUUUCUUCUCAAGCUGCCAGAGAAAAACAUGAUGUAA
Molecule: messenger RNA, 1395 nt
Organism: Periophthalmus magnuspinnatus
Lineage: Eukaryota; Metazoa; Chordata; Actinopteri; Gobiiformes; Gobiidae
Gene: kbtbd13b
Product: kelch repeat and BTB domain containing 13b
Exons: 1
Coding region: 1-1395 (464 amino acids)
Molecular function (GO): protein binding
Source: RefSeq, a predicted model, not a curated record